Molecule: messenger RNA, 1851 nt
Organism: Parathielavia appendiculata
Lineage: Eukaryota; Fungi; Ascomycota; Sordariomycetes; Sordariales; Chaetomiaceae
Exons: 1
Coding region: 1-1851 (616 amino acids)
Source: RefSeq, a predicted model, not a curated record
AUGUUUCUACACUCAGGCGCAAGCAUCCACGGUCACGAGUACUCUGCUCGCCACUCGUCUACUUUCCAGUCCCCUGCCCACCUACGAGCACCCUUCUUUCGGUCCGCCCUCUCGCCCCCAAAACAGCGCAUCGCCGCCGACGGCACGCCUGCACCUGCUCUCCGGCAGCGACCAGCAUCCGACUACAUCCCUCGCGGCCCGUUGCCUGUCGACCGCUUUCGGGAACCCCAGGAUGAUCCACCCCCCACGCCCGCCCGCGACGAGUCCAUCUCCGAUUCUGAGCUCAGCGAUGUCACCACCUCGAUCGAUAAUACUUUGUCGACGCCAUCAGCUGGCCGCAGGCGGCCUCGCCGAGCGCAGCGCAAAAGCACCACUUACUACCUUGGAUACCCGACGCCGAGAAUUAUUGGAAAAACGAAAGUUGUACAGAAGGUCUUUCUGCCGAGGAUAUUGUUGCAGCUUCAGAAGGCUUCGGCGGAGGGGAGGUCACAGCCGGUGCUCGAGGCGUUCCCGGCCUGGCGCAUCGCCGGGCCUGUGGUAGCUCUGCGGCUAGCGAAACGGUUUCCCAGCAUAUUCCGAGUGAAGCGCCACCUCGGGUACGACGACAUAGUGCUGGUGAGCAGGGACGACGGGGACCUCGGAUCAGAGGGCAUCGAUACCGAGCAUGAAGAAACUUUGGAGACCAGGAAUUUACUGGCUGUUUACAGCCCCUUAAGGCACUCAGAGGCGGCCGAAAUUGUGCUGGACGAUGGAUCGGUAUGGGCGGCUAAGCCCUUGGUCAACGGGUCCUACGACUUCGUCCACACCGAUGCCGAGGGCAAGACCACAACUGCACGAUGGGCUCGCAGACACGCAUAUGCAGCGACACCGACCUCCUUUGACACAGAUACUUCUGCUUACACACCUGCACAUGCUCAUACGCGGUACACUUUUAGCAUCAUCAAUCCGUUGACACGCCGCCAUCCCGUCAUGGCGACAUUAACUCCCUCCACUCUCAAUGUUCAAGACACCUACACUUCUGUCUCACCCUCGCAACCCCGGCAGCCGCCGAUGACGCGGAUAGGCCGGUCCCAAUCCGAGGUUUCAUCCCCUCCAUUAGCCUUCACUGCUCCUUACCCGCCAUCAAAGCUGUCCUCUUCACGCUUUACAAGCGACGGCGAGGAUGGCUCGGCAAUUUGCAUGCCAUCAUCAUCAGUCAGCGAGCCCUCACCGCCAACAGUUCACCGGGUCGAUGAUGCAACCAAGGUGCUCAUCUCCGUUACAGCUCUGUGGGUCGCCCUACAUUCAGGGUGGUCUCAAAGCUACAACUCCUCCCGAGCCACUUCAGAGAUCGCCGCCUCGCCAUCACCAUCACCAUCACCAUCACCAGUCAGCCAACGCGGUCGCAGCAGUAGGAGAAACACGUGGACAACUCGUCCCUCAACCUACGACACUCUCGGGUCAGCCGACCUUGCAAGCGGAGAAUCCCCGCGCAGCUGCGGCGGGUUGUUAAAGCGAUAUUCGAUGCCUGCGCAGCCAUUGGAUGGAACUGCCAUCAUCAAGCCGGCUAACCCGUCGCCGGCUGUUUCCCGCCCGCCAACGCCCACGUUGACGAGCACGGGGAACGCCGAGCCCAGCUGGAGCGGGCGCGUAGCCUCUGUGGCGACUCCGUUAGCAUCACCAACAGCCAAGGCGGAGCCCGUGCAGAGCAGGCCGCUGGAAAGGGAACAAGAAACGGAACAGAAUGCCAGGAUGUCUGUAAAACAGACGGCUGAGAGACUUGCCGGUGUCGCGAGUAUGGGCGGGAAGAAGAAGGGUGUGCGGUCGAGACUGGUUAGAUGGAUGCAAAAAAUUGGGUCGUCGCCGCGCUAG